Messenger RNA from Neoarthrinium moseri, 381 nucleotides. RefSeq lists its product as uncharacterized. Bases 1 to 381 code for a protein of 126 amino acids. The record is from RefSeq and is a predicted model, not a curated record. The transcript has a single exon. NCBI's taxonomy places the organism in Eukaryota, Fungi, Ascomycota, Sordariomycetes, Amphisphaeriales, Apiosporaceae.
AUGGCCGACCUUAACCCCACGGCACCAUCUCAACCGACCACCGACGCAGCUUACAAGUCGGCGGACAAUCCAGCCACAUCCACGCCCUCGGAGCAGCGUGCUUCGCGCCAAAAGUCAGACGCACCUACAGUUGAAGAGCGAAAGCCGACAAGCGCGGCUUCGGCAGGGCAGGAUGCUACCGCCUCGAGCUUGGGCCGAGGGGUGCAUGGUGGCGGGCCAGGGGAGGAGACACAAGGGCGAACGCAGGGCCAGCUUGAUCGGCGUGAGCUCGAGGGCGAGCAGGUCCGGCCGCCGGGCGAGGGCGACGUUGCCGGCGCAGUGGAGCGGAAGUCCGGCGCUGGUGGAGCUCAGCCGGAUUUUGCAGGCGAUCUUGACCGGUAA